Lutzomyia longipalpis is the source of this 7018-nucleotide messenger RNA. It is a transcript of the gene eIF5, whose product is annotated as eukaryotic translation initiation factor 5. Gene Ontology annotation, molecular function: translation initiation factor activity; GDP-dissociation inhibitor activity; eukaryotic initiation factor eIF2 binding. The record is from RefSeq and is a predicted model, not a curated record. Lineage: Eukaryota; Metazoa; Arthropoda; Insecta; Diptera; Psychodidae. Gene Ontology annotation, biological process: translational initiation; formation of translation preinitiation complex; formation of cytoplasmic translation initiation complex. Gene Ontology annotation, cellular component: cytosol. The transcript is spliced from 5 exons. The coding region runs from base 4868 to 6226 and encodes 452 amino acids.
CGCUGUAGUCGGAUUACUUUUUUUUCUUCAUUUCUUUUGCGAAAAAAUAAGUGUCGUGUUUCAAAAAUAGCACUCCAAAUAGAAUUUCGUGAGAAAAGGAAAUAAUUAUAUUAAUCCAUUUUGUGUAAUCUUCCUUGUGAGAAACAUUAUUUGUACACCGCAGUUGUCAGCGAAAGGCAAAAUUUAGGCAAACUUUGAGUGGAAAGAACAAUUGCUGUGUUCCGGAAACAGAAGGUGUCACAUCAUCAUAUUUGGAUUUAUUAUCUCUUGAGCAGAAGGACAUCGCCUGCCGGCGCGGAAACAUCUUAUAUGACUUUUGAAAGAUACAGAGGUAAGGAAAACACACACUGGUAUGCACAAGAUCAGGUAUUUGGGGUAUUUAUGGGGAGCAUGGAUACAUAACCAAACACUUUGUGGGGUACAAUCAAAAUUUAUUUUUAACAUCCCAAAAUCCCUGAGCCACGUGGGUCUUCUUUUGUUUCAAUUAAGAACAGACAGAAUGUUGCAUUGUAGAUACAAUAAUAGGUAAUUGUAGACUCACGUAGGCGCUCACGUAUGGGCAAAGAAGCUGCUGGAGAAAGUGAGAGUGUUCCCUGCAUACGAGUCAAGUAGGUCCAACAAAAUGCCAGAGAAGGACCUUCAUCAGAGCAUUCCAUUCCAGUAGAACAACCAAAUCCAGUUUAGCUCAGUUGCAUAACUAGUUUCUUACGAUAGUUUUCUUCUGCAAAACUCCAAGACUUCACACGUUCUGGACGUAGCACAUUUUAUCUUUAUACUUUUUAUCAUUUCCUUUCUCACCAUUCUCUUCUCUACUCUUAGUUGAUGUCAUGGAAUUCUUUAGGCAAAAUCUAAUAAAUAAAUCAGGGAAUGCGAUAGUGGAAGGAAAUGUUGCCAAAAAAAACUCACAAAAUGCACUGAUUGUGUGGAGGGAGAGAGAAAAAUAAAAAUGUUUAGAACAGUAAGAAAAAAAACCUCAUGAUAUCAGCAGCAAACACACACCACAUAUGUGAUAAGAAGAAAAUUAUAUUAAAUAAGCCACAAUGGGGUUGACCUGACCUGACUGACUAUCGAUCGUUUAUUUAUUUUUUUAAUUCUCCAUUCUCAUUAUGGAAAUCGAUCCGAUUGAACGCGAGAUAUGCGCCACUUCUGCUCAUCUUAGACAUACAUUUCAAUUCAAUUUAUGCUGCUGAUGUUCUCUCUCUUCGUGACGUGAUUGAGGGGACACCACUCCACACACGCACAUGGAAGAAAGAGCCCGUGGUAAAUUCGAUUACUCGCUGACACAUCAAUUUAUUCAAAUGCAUAAUCGGUGGGAGUUAAUCUGCCAAAUAUUCAUAUAUAUUCACAUACAUUACAUACAUUGGGCAUUCACCACAAGAUUAAUGAUUAAUAGACAAAAAUGGAUUGGCUGUGAUGUUUGGAAACUGACUGAUAAGAACUCUCUAAUAUUGCACGACAUGUUAGUAGGGAUUUUGCUGCCAAACUUGCUAAUCAUUUGAUAGACUAGCAUUAAAUGAGUUUUGAUUUUUUUUGCAAUUUUACUUUUAUUACUUUAUCCCUAAACUAGAGAGCUUUGGGGAUACAUUUUGAAAUUCAAAACAUUUUUUUGCAUCUCUCUUAGUCUUAAAAUGUCGCUUAAAUAAUUAAAAAAAAAGUAGUAGAUCUUUAAUUUGAUUAAGCAAACAAAUCAAGGUUACUGCGUUCUAGCAAAAAUUACAAGAAAAUAUAAUAAUGAAGUUGUUUCUUCACUGAUAAUAUGCGAUUUUUAAAUAAUAUGUUAUGAAAAAGUAUGGUAUAAAGAAUCAGGAAACUCAUAUAGGUAUAUUGGCUGUUGAGCAUAUUGGUGAAUAAAGAAUUUUUAAAAGAUAAAAUUUGAUACGCAAAUAAAUAUUUUUUUUUGAAUAUGUAUAUUAGUUGGUAUACCACAAUCGUGGCAUACCAAGUAUUUCUACGAAUAGAGAUCACAGCUUAAACAGCAGAUUUAUUAUGUGUAUAGAUAUGCAAAUGUUUUAUUUCACUUUAUUUGAUGAUUACACAUUUUGUAAUUGAGAAACUAACAAGGGUGAUAAAAAGUUUAAAAUCUUCAAGUUUUCAUUUAAGUCACAUUAUUUUGAAGUUUUUUUUUUACUUUACUAUUGUCUUUUUAACUGUUAUUCUUUUACGUUUACUCGUGCUAUUUUCUUUAAGGCUUAAGAAAAAUCUUUUUAUUGAAAAUUGAAAUCUACAGACAAGAAUGAUUUAAAAAAAAAAAAACUAUAAAAAGCUCAUAAAGUCAUUUUUCUUGAUAGAGGCUUCGAUGUAUCUUCUAAAUUGUAUGCGAGAGCGGGAGCUCUGUGUGUGGUGGAGCAUUGCCCGGAGAAAUGAUUUCAAAGUCUAGAAAUGUCGGUGAGACCAGAGCGCAAGCGUCAACCCCCCAUUUUCCCUGAAUUUUCUUCCGCUCCAACUUGAAUCACCUUCCUUCCUUAUCCAUUUACAAAUGAUUUGGUUAUUUCUCUACAAAGAAAUUUUCAAAAGAAUAUAAAAAAAAAGUUAAAACCAUACAAAACCUCUGCGUGUCUUUAAUAAAAAAAAUUGUAUGCAACACAAUCGCCUUUUUAUGCUGCAAAUAAAUUAACAUUGUGGCUUACAAGGACAUACAAUCCCUGAGGGGGAAUGUGUGCGAGUGAGAGAGAAAUUUAUGCGAGUAUGAGCACAAUCAAUGGAAAACGGGGGAUGGACAUGAAAGCUCUAAAACGAGGAGCUUUCCGGGCUCAAUAUAAUUCCCUUCCAGCUGCUGCAGUGCAGUUCAUUGAAUACUUCUGAGCUUGUAUGACGUAUUCUGUGCCAUUUUGUGCCAAUAGCACGAUUAUAUAUUUGAAAAUUUCUCCUCUGUUCCUGGGCAACAACAGGAAAGUUUAUUGAUAAAGUCUUUGCAAUAGAAAAUUUUAUUAAAACUUGCAACACUUUAUAGUUCGAAGGCAAGCUUGUGGAAAGUUGAUAAGAGUUGUGCACGAAUUUUGAAAACUAAAAGGCUAUUCAAAAUUUUAAUGCUAAAUUCUCUCUCUCCCUGUCUCUCUGAACACGAGAUUCACAUUUUAAUACAUUCGUGAAGUGAAAACUCAUUUUAUUGAUUUGUGUCUCUCUUCCUGCGAGGCUUUCCAAAUUCCUCUUCCAUUGUGUGGUGUCGUGUGUGUAUUUAACGUCUGGCAGUCUUUUUUUUUUAGAACAAAAGAGGCGUUUUCGUGUGAUUACUCCUUUUUCGGGGGAUCCUCGUUUGAAUUUUCCUUUCAUUCUCUUUUUUGCAAAAAAAAAAAUCCAAAGAACAACCAACAAAGUGAGAAAAGUUCUCUCUCCCUUUUUAAAAGGAAAAUCUUCUUCUGGAGAGUAGAGAGAAAAAAAAAAGAAAAAAACUUUCGUACAAGAAAACUAGAACAUUAGAGGGUGCGAAAGAAGAAGAGAAGAAAAAAGACAAUUCAGACAUUUUCUAACAGUGUGUCCUGUGGUGCACUCGUGAAAGAAGGCAGUAAAAUAAAAAAGAGAAAGACUGUGUAUAUAUAAUACGGGAAGGGUUGGGUGAAAGAAAAAUUAAUUAAUAGUCAUUUGUGCGGUGCUACAGUUGGGAAACGUUACACUGAGGUCGACAGAGGAACGCAAUUUAGCGCUCCAUCUUAUGGUGGGCGCUCCAUUGCCGGAAGCACCCGGCAUUUUCUACGAAACACCAGUACUACAAGGGACACCUCCAUCUCCCUCCAUCACAAGAAAUCAUCGUGGCAGAUCGUGCAUGAUUUCUCAUAGGCGGUGUUUAAGUCAUAGGACUUCAAAAUUUUCCAGCAAUAGACAUCGAAAAUUGCAGCCAUUCAGGGAAACGUGAGACCCCAGACGAGAGAGUAUAAGCCACAAUACACAAUAAAUAACAACAAAAAUCAAUAGCAUCUCCACGCGCGUACUUUAAACGCGUAACUUUUUAUUUACACGAGAAAACAAAUUAAUUCUACCCUCCCCAAAAAAAUAGAUUGUGGGGUGUUACAGGAAGAUACUUUAAGAACCAUUAUUUUUUGGAGGAACAAUUUUUGCGAGAUUUAUUGAAUUCAAGUGGCACAGAAAGGUCUUUGACAAUAUUUCGACGAGAGAAAAAAACGGAAAGGGGGAAAGUUUUCCCGUAAAGGAAAUAAAAAAAAACUCAAACUCCCUGGGACACUGAGGAACGAGAGAGCUUGUAUGCAAAAGAGAGAUAAUUUUACCAAAGGGUACUCCAUCAUCUGUUGGCUUGCUUUUGGAGAAAAAAAAAACAUUACAAACGUUUUAUUUGACUAUUCUUUUUUUUUUGGCAAAACCAAACAAGAAAAUAAGGAGUUUUCCUGCCAUCAUAUAUGCAUAAAUUAUCAGUUAAAUUUUCUAAUAGUCGGGAGUUGCUGAUAUUUCCCCAUUUUAUCUCUAUUACGAGAUUGAUUUGUUCCACUACGUGCUCUCAGUGAAAUUUAAGAGAAGGAGAGUAGACACCCUCAUGGUAAAAUUUGCAGAGAUUGCGUUAAAUCAAUGCUGGAGGAUACAAGAAAUUGAUGCAUUCAACUAAUUGUCCAAAUUGAGAAGAAAAAACGUGAGAAAGAGUCCUCAAAGGACCAUCUACAAAGGAAUUUGCUCAAUUUGUAAAAAAUUGCUGUGUGGAGAGGAUUUACAGAGAUAUAUUCAUUUGCAUGCUAAAUGAUUGAGGAUUUUGCAAAUUUUGUAGGAAACAAAAUCAAAAAGUAAAAGGAAACAAAAUUUCAAGUCAUUUGCCAAGCAUCAAUUGGAUUUAAAAUAAUACCAAGUAAAAAAAAAGGAAAUAAUCUUCAUUUGAUACUUUUUGGUGGAAAGGAAAAAAAAAAGAAAGAAAUAAAAUCACUUCAAGAUGGCUACUGUCAAUGUUAAUCGCAAAGUCACCGAUGACUACUACCGCUACCGGAUGCCACGGAUUAAUGCAAAGGUGGAGGGAAAGGGAAAUGGGAUAAAGACGGUGAUUGUGAAUAUGGCUGAGGUGGCAAAAGCACUGGGGCGUCCAGCAAUGUAUCCAACCAAGUACUUUGGAUGCGAAUUGGGUGCUCAGACGCAGUAUGAUCACAAGAAUGAACGUUUCAUCGUCAAUGGGUCUCAUGAUGCGGCAAAAUUGCAAGAUCUACUCGAUGGAUUUAUCCGGAAGUAUGUCCUAUGUCCGGGAUGUGACAAUCCGGAAACGGAAUUGCUCGUAUCCACGAAGAAGGGAACAAUUUCUCAAGGAUGUAAGGCAUGUGGUUUCCAUGGGCCACUUGAGGUGAAUCAUAAGGUGAACACGUACAUCUUGAAGAAUCCACCGAAUAUGGAUCCAACAGCUCAGGGGGCCUCCCUAACUGAGGGUAAGCGUAGCAAGCGCUCCAAGAAGGCCGUUGAGAAUGGUUCUGGUGGCGAGGGAAGCACCAAUGCGUCAUCGUCGGCAAUGGGUGGUGGAGAAGCGGAUGCUGCCAAUGCCAGUGCGGGGGAUAUUGUGGCUGAGCCACCGGAGCAUGGUGAAGAUGAUACGUGGACAACUGAUGUAUCUGAGGAGGCAGUUCGGGCACGUAUGCAAGAUCUCACGGAUGGUGCAAAGUCCAUGACAAUAUCUGAUGACACGGAAAAGAGUGAACGUGAGCGUCUGGAUAUUUUCUAUGAAUUCGUAAAGAAGCGUCAUGAUGCUGGACAAUUGGAUAAUGUGCAGGUGCACAAAGAUCUUGUUGCCGAAGCUGAUCGUCUUGAUAUUCUCAACAAGGGCCCCCUUGUCCUCGCGGAGAUUCUCUUUUCAGCCAACAUUAUUGCUGAGGUGCGCAAGAAUCGUAAUCUCCUUUUGCGCUUCACACACAACAAUCCAAAGGCACAGCGCUACUUGAUGGGUGGCAUUGAGCAGAUCAUUUCGCUCCAUGCUGCCACUUUGAUGAGCAAAGUUGCUGGCAUUCUCAAGCUGUUCUAUGACAAUGAUAUCUUGGAAGAGGCUACCAUCCUUGAGUGGGCCUCAAAGGUCAGCAAGAAGUAUGUUUCGAAGGAGGUAUCUCUGCAAAUUCACGAGAAUGCCCAACCAUUUGUCAAGUGGCUAAAGGAGGCCGAAGAGGAGGAAUCCUCCGAUGAAGAUGAUGACGAUGUGGAGAUUGAGUACGAUGAUCGUGCCAAGGGUGAAUUGCGUAAGGAAGUAACACCAGCAAGGGCUCCAGCAAAGAAGGUUGAGGAUGACGAUGGCGAAGAGAUUGAUAUUGAUGAAAUUUAAAAAAAAAAACAAAAAAAGUUUGGUCAUGGCAAGAAAAGGCAAAUAAGAAUAUAUUUCAAUAUGCAAGCCGAAGAUGGAUGCUUACACAAAACUUUUUAUUUUCUACAUAUUAUCCCCCUUCCCCUUAUCUUAUUAUGUACACCACUUUUGAGUAAAUUGCCUAUAUAUCAUAAAGAAAAUUGCCUCUAUGUGAAAUGAAAUGAAAAAGAAAAUCCUCAGAGCAGCGUAUUGAAGGAAAAUUGUUUAAUAUGGUGUGUAAAAAGAAAUCAGUUCAAGUCUUACUUUUACUAAACAAAAAAAAAAUUCAUUGCAUGUGAAAGAGAAAUUUCAAUGGUGCAAGUAAUACAACACGAAUGGCUAUAUAAAAAUGAUUUUUAAGACAAUUUUUACCAUGAAAAUUACAAAAAAUAUUUAGAUAAUUAUUGAGAUACAAUUUGCCAAUAUUCGCUUAUAAAAUACAAGAAAAUCAUUUUCUUCAUACACAAAUAUUUACACGGAAAUUUAAUGAAGAAGAUGAAAAGAAAAACAGAUUUUGUAAUGAGAAAAAAAAUGAAAUUAGUUCGGAGAGAUAUAAUAGCCAAAAAGGAAAAUUAAUAUGAGGAGAAAUGGAGACGAUACAGCUUGUGAGACAUCCCCGAGGAGGUAGUCAACGGUUUGAAAGGAAAAUUGCUAUUAUUUGUAACGCUGGAGAAAACAGUGAGGCAGGAAAAAAUUGUAAGAGGACAAUUUUCAUAUAUCUAUAGUUUAUUUUCCCUUCAUUCUUUAUUCUCAAAUAAAUAAAAUUAAAAAUAA